Messenger RNA from Desarmillaria tabescens, 876 nucleotides. RefSeq lists its product as uncharacterized. Lineage: Eukaryota; Fungi; Basidiomycota; Agaricomycetes; Agaricales; Physalacriaceae. The record is from RefSeq and is a predicted model, not a curated record. Bases 425 to 736 code for a protein of 103 amino acids. The transcript has 3 exons.
GUCAUCACAAUCGACAACGACGCCGACUACGACCUUGCAGUAACGAUUCCGACACCGGACCUGGCAGCAACAACAACCACCAGAAGAUGGCAUUCUACUCUCUCCCUUUCUCUUAGAGCAUGGCUCUGUAUACGAUUCCCAAGCAAUGCCUCGUUCACGUAGUACUAGCAGAUGGCGACCUCGGAAAUUUGGGUACCAAUACCACUUCCAACGCGUCACCAAGACUGUUGAAAAUUUCAGGUAUACCGAAACCAAAAUGGGCACAUUAUCCUGCUCCACAACUCCUCUAUGAGACGCUGUCUCUCGCUAGGCUUCUCUUGUUCUCAAACCACUACCGGUCUCGACUGUGUCUCUGCUUUCCUCAGCGUCCACGGAACUUCCGGGAUAUACCAACUGCAUCCCAGGACACCAUCAGACAAGACCUAUGAGUGACUUCAUUCCGGCUUCUACAGCCCAAGCUGCCGCAGCUGGUGGAUUACGCAACAGCACCAUCGCCCCUGAAAGUCAAGUCCGCAUCGCUCGACGACACCAAGCAGCGGUCGAAGGAUUGAUAGACUCCGUUUGGAAAGAGUCCAGCAUCCAACUCUCACCAACUGAACUUGCCAAGACCAAAGCGCUGGUAGACCAAGACGCAGAGCGAUGCACAUCUCGACCGAUACUUACCAGAACUCAGUCUAGGAAGGGAAGGAAAUGGAGAAGAGAUGAAACGCAUGGGCCCGACAAAGUGUUCACCUGAAGCAAGGAUCUUUCCUGUACCUUAGCCUUUGAACACUUGCUACAUCGCUAUUCGCUAUCCCAAGUUUUUCCACCACAAUUCCUGCUGUAUCAAUUCGAUUUUAUAUCGCUCGUCUAAUAGGCAGUCGUUUGCACAGCCUC